Fragaria vesca subsp. vesca is the source of this 1129-nucleotide messenger RNA. RefSeq lists its product as uncharacterized. The record is from RefSeq and is a predicted model, not a curated record. Bases 315 to 974 code for a protein of 219 amino acids. The transcript has 2 exons. Lineage: Eukaryota; Viridiplantae; Streptophyta; Magnoliopsida; Rosales; Rosaceae.
UUGUAAUCCAAAAUCCACACGUAGGUCUGCGCGGCAUAGUGGCCAACAAAGUCAAUGGUCAACGGGUAUCCUUGUAGGACCUUUGCUGUCCCUCCCUGUUGUCAGUCUAGGAUAAAAAGGCAAACUUGAACUUGAACUGCUCCUCCAUUCCCAUAACCACAUUUCCAUAGCUUGCCAACAAAGAAAAGCACAUCUUCCCCAAAUAAAACCCCUGUUUCAGCAAAAACCCAUUUCACCAAAACAACCAAGACCCUCAUAUAAGCGAAAGCCAGAAGAAUCCAGAGCUCGUAAGAAGAAGAAGAAGGUUGAGAAAAAUGAAGCUACUUUGGUCACCUGACACAGCCACUAGAGCCUACAUCGACACCGUUCGAUCUUGCCAAGUUUUCAAUGAAUCCGGGGUGGCAGAGCUUGUUUCAGCCAUGGCAGCAGGCUGGAACGCCAAGUUAAUAGUCGAGACAUGGUCACAAGGAGGAGCCAUUGCAACCAGCAUUGGUCUUGAAAUCGCCAGCCGGCACACGGGCGGACGGCACGUGUGUGUAGUCUCGGACGAGAAUGCAAGGUCAGAGUUCAUCACGGCCAUGAAAGAAGCAGCAGACAUGAACCCAGAAGUGCUUGUUGGUGAGCCAGAGGAGGUCAUGUCUCAGCUUGUAGGAAUAGAUUUCAUGGUUGUGGAUUGCAAGCGCAAAGACUAUGCUAGGGUCUUAAGGCAGGCGAGGUUGAAUCAGAGAGGUGCGGUUUUGGUUUGCAAGAAUGCGAAUUCGAAAAGCGAUUCAGGUUUCAGAUGGAGGAGUGUUAUUGAUUGUGGAUCAAGAAGGGUGGUUAGGACUGUGUUCUUGCCUGUAGGGAAAGGGAUAGAUAUGGCUCAUGUAUCCAGCAGUGGAGGGAAUUCAGGAUCGGGGUCGAGCAAAGUAGAGAAGAGAUGGAUCAAACACUAUGAUCAAAAAUCUGGGGAGGAACAUGUUAUCAGAAAGUAAAAUAUUUUUUCGGAAAUAGAAUAUUCUUUAUUUCUUUAGUUUUCAAUGAUACAAUGUACAUAACUUGUCUUUGUACCAAUAGAUUUUUCCAAGGACUUGUGUAAUGUAUAUGAUUCCCCUUUGUGAAAUGGAAAUGAAUCAGAAAUUUCUUAUCA